Molecule: messenger RNA, 3379 nt
Organism: Cynara cardunculus var. scolymus (artichoke)
Lineage: Eukaryota; Viridiplantae; Streptophyta; Magnoliopsida; Asterales; Asteraceae
Product: mitogen-activated protein kinase kinase kinase YODA-like
Exons: 13
Coding region: 384-3044 (886 amino acids)
Biological process (GO): protein phosphorylation
Molecular function (GO): protein kinase activity; ATP binding
Source: RefSeq, a predicted model, not a curated record
UUCCUCAAACCCCUUCUUUCUCUAUCCUCUUUCUUGUUCUGCUUCAUUUCUUCAGCGUCUCUUCGGUAACUGACACUUCUCUGUAAGAAAGCUGUAAAUUUCCCGCCGGUUUCCGGCAGUUUUCCCCUUCGUUUACGGUGCAACGGUCAUUUGAUUUAUUGCUAUUUAUUUCAUGAUUACGAAAGCAGCGGCAGAAGUUUACCUAUUUAGCCAUGUUGAUGUUUGGCGAUAUUUUCAAAGGGAAUUAUUACCAAUUCUCAUUUGUGACCUAGAAUUUGCGGAACCAAAUCUGCUUUCAAUUGAAAUGUGAUAUUCAACCCAAGCACAAUUUAUACAGUUUCAGGAAGCGAUUUGUAGUCUCUACUAAUCAAUUCCACAAAAUCAUGUCUCCGUGGUGGAGUAAAUCUUCAUCUAAAGAAGUAAAGAAGAAACCAAAUAGGGGAAGUAUCUUUGGGUCGAUUCAAAGGAAGCUGAAGAGCCCAUCGGAAGGGAAACAAAACUCAUCUCGAAGGCGUAGUGAAAUCGCUUCUGAAAAGGGAUCUCAUUCUCGUGCUGGUUCUCGAUCCCCUUCUCCAUCCACGCCAGUUGCUAGAUCCCACAGUUUUGCUGAAAGACCUCAUGCCCAUCCGCUCCCACUUCCUGGAAACUUUUCCGGUAUUCGGUCUGCCGAUUCAGGAAAAAGGACAUCAAGAAAGCCUGGAAUUGCCAAAGGAUCCUCGCCCUUAUUGCUUUUGCCGCUUCCUAAACCUAGACAUCCCCAAAAUGCACAAGGUCAUGCGGAUGCAGAAGGCGAUUUGGCAACUGAUUCUGCUUUUACAGAUAGUUCAAGUGAUAGCGAUGAUCCCUCAGAUUCACGGCUUCUAAGCCCUCAGGCAUCCGACUAUGAAAACGGGAACAAAACUUCUACAAAUAGUCCUUCCAGUGCAAAUUACAAGAUCCAAAAUCAUAUUAUAACCCAAAAGAAAAGGGAGAAAUUGAAGCCAGCAAACACGUUCUUGAACAACCAGACGGUUCCAGUGUCACCAAAGCGAAGACCUUUAAGUCGUCAUAUGGCAAAACUACAGAUUCCUCAAUCGGGUGCUUUUUUUAGUGCUCCAGACAGCUCCAUGUCCAGUCCCUCUAGAAGUCCAAUGAGGGUAUUUGGCCCUGAACCGACUCUGACCUCUGGUUUCUGGGCUGGAAGGCCUUGUGCUUAUGCUGACGCUGGUUUUCUUGGGUCUGGUCACUGCUCUAGUCCAGGGUCAGGUCACAACUCGAGCCAUAAUUCAGUUGGAGGAGACAUGUCGGCUCAAUUGUUCUGGCAGCCUAGCAGAUGUAGCCCUGAAUGCUCACCCAUACCUAGUCCAAGGAUGACUAGCCCUGGUCCUAGCUCGAGAAUACAAAGUGGGUCUGUCACCCCGUCACAUCCAAGAUUUGGCGGGUCAAACACGGACUUAUCUGCAAACUGGCCAGAUGAUGCAGUUAACGGGAAACAACAAAGCCACCGACUACCCCUUCCUCCACUAACCAUCUCAAAUGUUGGUCCUUAUUCACCCUCGUAUUCAACGGGCACUACUCCAACGGUUCCAAGAAGCCCAGGCAGAGCAGAUUUUUUGGUAAACCAUGGUUCACGCUGGAAGAAGGGACGGUUGCUUGGUAGGGGCACAUUUGGACAUGUUUAUCUUGGUUUCAACAGUGAGAGUGGGGAAAUGUGUGCAAUGAAGGAGGUGACACUAUUCAUGGAUGAUGCAAAGUCGAAGGAAAGUGCCCAACAGCUGGGGCAAGAAGUUGCACUAUUAAGUCGUUUGCGACAUCCAAACAUUGUGCAAUAUUAUGGAUCUGAGACAGUGGAGGACAAACUCUAUAUUUACUUGGAGUAUGUUUCGGGUGGUUCCAUUCAUAAGCUUCUUCAGGAGUAUGGCCAGUUGGGUGAAAUCGCAAUCCGAAGUUACACUCAUCAAAUUUUGUCAGGACUUGCGUAUUUGCAUGCCAAAAAUACAGUCCAUAGGGACAUUAAAGGAGCAAAUAUACUGGUUGACCCUAAUGGACGUGUAAAAUUGGCCGAUUUUGGGAUGGCAAAACAUAUUUCAGGCCCGUCAUGCCCGCUAUCCUUCAAGGGAAGUCCAUACUGGAUGGCACCCGAGGUUAUCAACAACAAUUCAAAUGGUUGCAAUCUUGCUGUGGAUAUAUGGAGUCUUGGAUGCACCGUACUAGAAAUGGCUACAACUAAACCGCCAUGGAGUCAGUACGAAGGGGUUGCUGCUUUAUUUAAGGUUGGAAACAGCAAAGAACUUCCGGCAAUCCCUGACCAUCUUUCAGAUGAUGGCAAAGAUUUUAUCUUGCAAUGCUUGCAGAGAACCCCAUCACGCCGCCCUAGUGCCGCCCAGCUUCUUGACCACCCUUUUGUUAAAAAUAUAGUUUCAUCUGAAAGAUUGAUACCAAACCCUGUCCCCAUUACAAAUAUGGUGAGAUCUCUGGGUAUUGGGCAUACUUCUGAAGGAGUUUCUGUUCUUCCCUCUAGAAGUCCAAAAUCUAGUUCCGGAUUCAGCGAUGGUAAUAUGCCUCGGAAUAUAUCAUGCCCAGCUUCCCACAUGGGUAGCCCUCUUUUGCAUCCAAGAUGUGGUCAAACCAUGAAUGGAAAACUAUCCCCAUCUCCUAUAUCGAGCCCACGAACCAUCUCUGGUUCAUCCACACCUCUAACCGGACCCGUUGGAACCGUUCCCUUUUAUCACCACCAAGUUCAGGUUCAGGUCCAGAAACAGCCAGGUCCAUACAGCCAUGAAUUGACUUCAAGAUCUCCCAAUAGAUCUUUCGGUAACAUCCAAGAACCAAAAGCUGAUAUGUUUCGAGCAAUGCCUCAAGGGUCUCCCUUCUUUCAAGAAAUAGUUCCUCAAUCAGACAAUGAUUUUCUAGGGAACCAAAAAGAAACAUAUGGCGGGGGAAAGUCUGUGUUAGCUGAUCGAGUUUUCCAACAGCUUCUGAGAGAUCAUCAUCAUGUGAAGCAAAAUCCAGCCAUUGAUCUCAAGCCCGCUUCUCCAGUUGUGAAUCGAAGAGAAUGGAGUUGAUCUGAUCUGACUAAAAGAACAUAUUAUGAAUAAUAUCUAUAUACUUAUAUAUAUAUAUAUAUAAAAGAUCUCUUUUGGAAGCUGAAAUGGAAGGAGGGAUGCUAUUAACUAUAGUUAUGCAGAUGGAUAGCUUCUAAACCUCCAGCAUUUAACAGGCGGGAUGGAUGUUCGCGUACAGGAAGAAGGUUAGAGAUAAUUUUGUUGAAAAGCAGGUUGUGUAGAUGGUUUAAAAACUAAAGUAGAGUAGAGUAGUAAGGAAUGAAAUACUAGUUAUCAACCAUCUUUUCUUUUGUGCACAACAAGCUUAAUCAAUCAGCUUCAGUUCUUUUUGGUCA